GGCGGGGCGUCGGGCCGGGCCGUGACGUCACUCCCGCGGGCUCCGGGAGGACGCGGACAUGGCGGCCAGCAGCUCUUCCGGCCUCGCGCAGGGCGCCGGCCCGUCGUCCAGCACCCAGCCAUCCUCGGCCUUCCCCCUCCCCGCUGCUGGGGCCAGCUACGCCAUGCAGUCCACCCCUGGAACCGAGAGCACCGCCAGCCGGGCCCUGGCCCCUGCCACCCAGCCGCCUGCACCCGGAGGAGGAGUCCCAGAGGGGUAUGGCUGCUCCCAGCCCCGCGCCAGCCAGGACUCCACAUCCAACAGCCAGCCCCAGGGCCCUGUGCCCGUGGCCACUGCUGCAUCCACCCACCAGGAGGAUGGUCACAGCUGCCGAGAGUCUAAGGGGACCAGGAGCCGCGAGGACACACUGCAGCAGCCAGACGCAGCCUCGCUCUGCCGGCCAGGCCCAAGCUCUCACCGCUCCGACCGCCCACCGAAGCCCCAGCGGGCCCCGCAGAAGCAGCAGGCGUCCCCGACGGAUCCCCUGGGCUCGGACUCCUGGGGUGGCCCAGGCCUCGGGCCCUGGGACCCCAGCUUUACCAGCGACGCGCUGCCGCCGUUCCUGGACAGGCUGCCGAAGCCCCAGGCGGGCCCCAGGCCGCCCUCCAUGCACUACUGCGAGGUCUGCAGGGUCAGCUGCGCGGGGCCACAGACCUAUCGGGACCACCUGGAAGGACAGAAGCACCGGAAGAAGCAAGCAGCUCAGAGGACGGGGACACAGCCCAGCGGAGGUCCGAGAGGGGCCCAGAGCCUGCACUGCGGCCUCUGUGCCGUGUCCUGCACCGGGGUGGACGCCUACGCUGCCCACAUGAGGGGAGCCAGGCACCAGAAGGUUUUCAAGCUGCACACCAGGCUGGGGAAGCCUAUUCCCUCCGAGCCCACGCCGCGGAGUGUCACCUACACCCGAGGUGCGGACACCUCCGAGGCCUCAGUUAAGCAGGAGGCUCACACCAGUCACAGCUCACACACCUCAGGCCGGCCUGCACCAGCCAGAGGAUCAACAGCCUCACGAAAGGGGCCGCCUGAGCUGCAGACAGUGCACAGCCGACCUGGAGAAAAGCGACCAUCACACUCCAAGGCGGAGGCCACCAGGGGAGGCCCUGGGGAAGCUUCGGGGACCUGUGGGGACGUUGAGCCAGUGGGCACAGAGUACGUGGAAGAGGUCUGCAGUGACGAGGGGAAGGUGAUCCGCUUCCGAUGCAAGCUCUGCGAAUGCAGCUUCAAUGACCGCAACGCCAGGGACAUGCACCUGACUGGACGCAGGCACCGGCUGCAGUACAGGAAGAAAGUGGACCCUUCACUUCCGGUGGCCGCCCGGCCCAGCGGCCCCAUGCAGAGGGUGCUGGUCAAGCGGCUGCAGAGGCAGCGGCAGCUGGCGCAGGAGAGACUGGAGGAUGCACGGCGCUGGAGCUCUGAGCUAAGACAGCAGGAAGAACAGAGCAGGCAGCCUGAGGAGCCCUCACAGCCCCAGGAGGAUGAGCAGUCACCCAUGUUACCUGCCUGGGUCUUGCCAGCUCCCACUGCCAAACCAGGGAUGGCCACCGCCCGGCGCCAGUCGGGGCGCCGGCCAGAGAGCAGUGACGACCGACAUGUCAUGUGCAAGCAUGCCUCCAUCUACCCCACCGAGGAGGAGCUGCAGGCCAUCCAGACGGCAGUGUCCCACACAGAACGCGCCCUCAGACUGGUGUCAGACACGCUGGCCGAGGAGAGCAACCAGCAUGGCACCCUGGCACCUCCACAACCACGGAUGCUCAAGGGUGUGGUGCGGGUUGGCAUCCUGGCCAAGGGCCUGGUCCUGCGUGGGGACCACAGUGUGCAGCUGACCCUGCUGUGCUCCAAGAAGCCCACGCACUCCCUGCUGCAGAGGAUCAAGCAGGAACUGCCCCGAGAACUGUCGAUAGUGGCGGAAGAAAAGUAUGAAGUCUCAUCUGACCACGAUGCCAACAUCGUUAUCUCGGCCUGUGUGGAGCCUGGGGUGAAGGUCACUGUGUCUGCCACCUCGCCUCUGAUGCGCGAAGACCCCUCUGUGAAACGAGGACUGCAAGACUCUCUGUCCGACCCGGAGGACGUCCUGGAUCGGGAGAGGUGCCUCGAGACCCUGGCAGCCCUCCGCCACGCCAAGUGGUUCCAGGCCCGCGCCAGCGGCCUGCAGCCAUGCGUGAUUGUCAUCCGGGUUCUGCGGGAGCUGUGCCGCUGCCUGCCCCCCUGGGGGGCCCUGCCCGCCUGGGCCAUGGAGCUGCUGGUGGAGAAGGUGCUGAGCAGUGCACCCCGGCCCUUGAGCCCAGGGGAUGCUAUGCGGAGGGUCCUGGAGUAUGUGGCCACAGGCGCGCUCCUGACAGAUGGCCCAGGGCUACAGGACCCCUGUGAGAAAGGCCCACAGGACGCCCUGGAGCCCAUGACCCCACAGCAGCGAGAAGACCUGACCGCCAGUGCACAGCGUGCCCUGCGUCUCGUGGCUUUCCGGCAGAUACACAAGGUCCUUCACAUGGAACAGUUACCUCCACGGACCAGAUUUGGGGCCCGGGCACGGAAGAGGAUGAGGGAGGCUAGUCAGGCCCAGGAGGGCCCUGGGGAGAGGAAGCGUGGCCGGCAGGGCACAGCGGGGCUGCCAUGAGCCAGCCAUCACCACAGGCCUGAGUUGGCGUGGGCCCUCCGGCUGCUGGUUCCUCCUGAUGUGGGACACCUUUGCCAUUGGGUCUGUAGGUGUAUUCACAAUGCUGUGGUGACCCCCAUGCCCAUGGCUCUGCCACCCCCACCUCCACCCCCCAGCCAGGGAGCAGCGACCUCCACUCCUUGGUACUAAUUGCAGUUUGAAACUCCC
Molecule: messenger RNA, 2860 nt
Organism: Peromyscus eremicus (cactus mouse)
Lineage: Eukaryota; Metazoa; Chordata; Mammalia; Rodentia; Cricetidae
Gene: Zfr2
Product: zinc finger RNA binding protein 2
Exons: 18
Coding region: 59-2653 (864 amino acids)
Cellular component (GO): precatalytic spliceosome
Molecular function (GO): single-stranded RNA binding; zinc ion binding; double-stranded RNA binding
Source: RefSeq, a predicted model, not a curated record